Archocentrus centrarchus (flier cichlid) is the source of this 2013-nucleotide messenger RNA. RefSeq names its product opioid growth factor receptor (gene ogfr). NCBI's taxonomy places the organism in Eukaryota, Metazoa, Chordata, Actinopteri, Cichliformes, Cichlidae. The transcript is spliced from 7 exons. Gene Ontology annotation, molecular function: opioid growth factor receptor activity. The record is from RefSeq and is a predicted model, not a curated record. Bases 166 to 1842 code for a protein of 558 amino acids. Gene Ontology annotation, cellular component: membrane.
GCCGUGCCGCUAUCUGAUGAUGGUAUACCUGAAAGACGGAUGGUCAAGGCCGUCCCCGUCUAACCUGAACAUGCAAGUGUAGCUUCAUUCAGCAACGGUUACAGCGCUAAACCAGGUUACUUGUUAAUUUAGCUCUAGCUAGUCACAUAUCCUUUUUAUUAAAGCAUGGAGGACGACUGUGUUUGUGACUACGACUCGACCUGGGACACAGAGAGUGAUGGAGAAGACCCGGCCGGAGAGAGCCUAAUUCGUCGGUCAAAUUCAGACAAAAACAAGUCGAGCUGGGCUUUAUGGCACACCACGCCCAGAAACAUGAGGGCAGCAAAGGACAUGCAAAACUACCGGAGAGGAUACCCCAAUCUUGCAGAUGAGGAGUGCUCGGAGGACAAAAUGAAUAAUUUGCAGUUUUAUCUCAAUAAGUUUCCCUCUGCUCCUGAUGAUAUCUACAUUGAAUCAUUUCUUAAAGAAUGGAAAAAUGACUACAAACGGUUGGAGAGGGUUCACUCAUACAUUCAGUGGCUGUUUCCACUGCGAGAACCAGGGGUUAAUUACAUGGCUUCAGAACUUACCAAGAAGGAAAUUGAGGCCUUCAAGAAGAACGAGGAUGCCAAAAGGAGGCUAGUCGAGUCCUAUGAACUCAUGUUGGGCUUCUAUGGCAUCCGUUUGGUUAACAAAGAGACGGGUGAAGUUAAACGUGCGGAAAAUUGGAAGGAGCGCUUUGGAAACCUGGAGCGAAAUAUGCACAACAACCUGCGGAUCACUCGCAUCUUGAAAAGCCUGGGGGAGCUUGGCUUUGAACACUAUCAGGCCCCUCUGGUGCGCUUCUUCCUGGAGGAAACUCUGGUCAAGAAGACUCUUAGCAGUGUUAAACGGAGUGUGCUUGACUACUUUCUGUUUGCUGUGCUGGACAAGCAUAAACGUCAGGAGCUUGUGCGCUUUGCUUAUCUUCACUUUGAGCCAAAGGAUAAAUUUGUGUGGUGUCCCAGAAAGAUUCAAAGACAGUUCAAAAAGGCAGAGAAGAGACCUGAUGCUGUUGGAAAUGGAGAUGGAAAGGAUGAAGCCUUUUCACGUGGUAAAGGCAAAGAUGGAGAAGCAGCCCCACAGCAGAAGGAUGAUGGACUGGAUAGUGUCGCAAAGGCUCAGAAAGGAACUGAUAAAACUGCAGUUAAGGACAAAAGCAAACUGCUUGAGGUGUCCUCUGAGCCAAAACCAGAGUCUGAGGCCGUCGGAAAUGGAAAUGUGGAGACUGAGUCUAAUAAUGACAUUUUGGGGAAUGGAAAUGACUCUUCAGAUGAUGUUAAUGAAAUGGAUCAUUCGCCCAGUAACAACACUGUGACAGGUCAAAACGAGUCCUGUGCAGACAGUGAGCAGAAAUUUACCAGUAACUUGAAGGACCAGGAUGGAGAAAUAAAUAUGCAAACAGAUGGGGAUGUAGAACCUGAAAAACCACCGAAGAAGAAAAAAGAAGAUAACAGGGUGCUGCCAAGCAACGGCCUGGCUGGGGGCUUACCCAGUGGGCAGAUAGAGGAUAAAGCUGUUCCUAAUAAAGCCACUGGUCAAACGAGCCCAUCAGCGCAAACGCCUCAUAAGACUUCAAAACACUCACCCUCUCUGUCUUCAGAAAGGGAGGAAAAAAUUCCAAGGACUGAUUUUAAUCAAGUGCCACAUAAAAAGGAAGCAGAAGAAACGUUGCAGGAAACUCUGUCUGCAGCAAAUGGGUCACUGAUGAAAACCGACAAUGGUGUGGAUGAACAGACAAAUGGGAAGGAAUCUGAGGAUAUUGAUAUGGAAUCAAACCCCACGACCUCAGACCAAAAUGGGGGGAACUCAUUAAUGAACUGAUGGACAAAAUUUAUAUUAAAUUAAAUGGGGGAAAAAUGUAAUAUAGGGACAGGGGAUGGCUUAAAGACUUUCUAGGCCUUAUUUCUGCUAUAUUUGAUGUUAAGAUGUUAACUUUGAAGGACUAUACAGCUACCAGCCACAACAUUAAAACCACUUUGAGGUUGAAGUAAA